UAAAAUACAUGUAUUAUUCUCACAAUCUUAUGUUACGCAGCCGAGAAACCUACAAUGCGCUUACUAAUUGGUUAACAGAUGCCAGAAUGCUCGCCAGCCAGAACAUCGUCAUCAUCCUCUGCGGGAACAAGAAGGACCUGGACGCGGACCGGGAAGUGACUUUCUUAGAAGCCUCCAGAUUCGCUCAAGAAAAUGAACUGAUGUUUUUGGAAACGAGUGCCCUGACGGGGGAGAAUGUGGAAGAGGCCUUUGUUCAGUGCGCAAGGAAAAUCCUUAACAAAAUCGAAUCAGGUGAGCUGGACCCAGAACGGAUGGGCUCAGGCAUCCAGUACGGAGACGCGGCCUUGAGGCAGCUGCGCUUCGGCACGCCGCUCGCAGGGCCCGGGCGCUUCAAGGAGUGCGCUGCUAGACGCAGCUGAGGGC
Messenger RNA from Myotis lucifugus (little brown bat), 423 nucleotides. RefSeq names its product RAB4A, member RAS oncogene family (gene RAB4A). Lineage: Eukaryota; Metazoa; Chordata; Mammalia; Chiroptera; Vespertilionidae. Gene Ontology annotation, cellular component: endosome. The record is from RefSeq and is a predicted model, not a curated record. Gene Ontology annotation, molecular function: GTP binding; GTPase activity. The coding region runs from base 9 to 419 and encodes 136 amino acids. The transcript has 3 exons. Gene Ontology annotation, biological process: regulation of endocytosis.